AUGUCAGAUCCGGCGGGGUACACUGUGGGCUGGAUUUGCGCCUUACCCGUAGAAUACACUGCCGCACAAGAGUUCCUCGAUGAAGAGCACGGCAACCCGAGCUUUGUGUCGCCAAACGAUGCCAACGACUACAUGUUAGGCAGGAUGGGCGAACACAACGUUGUUAUCGCCGUCUUGCCCGAUGGUGAAUAUGGAACAGCUUCCGCGGCUAGUGUAGCGACGAACAUGCUCGCCAGUUUUCCUAACAUCAGGAUCGGCCUUAUGGUCGGGAUUGGCGGGGGUGUACCAAGCGCGAGCCAUGAUAUUCGUUUGGGCGACGUUGUGGUCAGUGCGCCUCGCGGUGGUGAGAGUGGUCUCGAGGAGGCUAUCAACUACAUUUUGGAAGAAAAGAACAGGAGAAUACGUCGGAAGUACAAACGGUUAGAGCCAAUCACUAAUAGACUGUUUCUUCCCGACGUUAUCCAUCACCAAGCAGGCUGCGCUGUCUGUGCGGCUGAUCCUUCGACGUUAAUACUACGAAAUGAGCGAGUUGACGAUGAAGAUAAUCCUGCUAUUCACUAUGGCCUGAUUGCUUCUGGUAAUCAGUUGAUGAAGGAUGCUUUGAUUCGAGAUCGGCUUGCUGUGGAAAAAGACGUUCUUUGUUUCGAAAUGGAAGCCGCGGGGCUGAUGAACACUUUCCCUGGAUAG
This is a messenger RNA of Penicillium salamii, 687 nucleotides long. NCBI's taxonomy places the organism in Eukaryota, Fungi, Ascomycota, Eurotiomycetes, Eurotiales, Aspergillaceae. The record is from the annotation of a GenBank genome assembly.